Molecule: messenger RNA, 531 nt
Organism: Rotaria sp. Silwood1
Lineage: Eukaryota; Metazoa; Rotifera; Eurotatoria; Philodinida; Philodinidae
Source: the annotation of a GenBank genome assembly
AUGCAUGAACAUGACUAUCUGGUUUUAGUUAAUGAAACUUUUGCCUCAAAGCUUCGUGGUCUACGUGGUUAUGAAAUCGUUUUCAUAUGUGAUGAUUCAGGUUCAAUGCAAGCUCCGAUCGGACGCGCUUCUGGUCCAGGCCAACAGCGAUCAACUCGUUGGGAAGAACUCAAAAAGACAGUAUCAAUCGUUGUAGAUUUGGCGAGUACGAUUGAUCCUGACGGUGUUGAUGUCUAUUUCCUAAAUCGAAAACCAUUGCUAAAUGUUCAUAGUUCAAAAGAAUUGGCUCCCACAUUUGCUAUACCUCCAAAUGGCUUAACACCAAUUGUACAAAUAUUGAGACAAGUUCUGCACGAUAAAAAACAAGAAAUUCAAAAAAGAAAAUUACUUAUUGUUAUAGCUACUGAUGGUAUACCAACAGAUAAUAAUGGUCAACCAAAUGUCCAAGAAUUUUACCAAAUUCUUGCACAUGAACGUGUUCCUAUAGAUCGAGUUCCAGUAACAAUUAUGGCUUGUACAGGUGAAUAUUAA